Messenger RNA from Cavia porcellus (domestic guinea pig), 8268 nucleotides. RefSeq names its product cell division cycle 5 like (gene Cdc5l). Gene Ontology annotation, molecular function: DNA-binding transcription factor activity, RNA polymerase II-specific; RNA polymerase II transcription regulatory region sequence-specific DNA binding. Gene Ontology annotation, cellular component: spliceosomal complex; Prp19 complex. Gene Ontology annotation, biological process: mRNA splicing, via spliceosome; regulation of transcription by RNA polymerase II. Bases 138 to 2546 code for a protein of 802 amino acids. NCBI's taxonomy places the organism in Eukaryota, Metazoa, Chordata, Mammalia, Rodentia, Caviidae. The record is from RefSeq and is a predicted model, not a curated record. The transcript has 16 exons.
CCCUGCGCGCCUGCGCAGAUCAUUCAAAGCAGAAGGUUGCAUUUGGAGGAAGUGUUGCGUGGGUCCCGUGACUGAGCUGCCGUUACUACUUUUCGGAACCUCUUCUCGGCCGGUGGUCGGGACCCUCUGCCGCCAAGAUGCCUCGAAUUAUGAUCAAAGGGGGCGUGUGGCGGAAUACCGAGGAUGAAAUUCUGAAAGCAGCGGUAAUGAAAUAUGGAAAAAACCAGUGGUCUAGAAUUGCCUCCCUGUUGCAUAGGAAAUCAGCAAAGCAGUGCAAAGCCAGAUGGUAUGAGUGGCUGGAUCCAAGCAUUAAGAAGACAGAAUGGUCCAGAGAAGAGGAGGAAAAACUCUUGCACUUGGCUAAAUUAAUGCCAACUCAGUGGAGGACCAUUGCUCCCAUCAUUGGGAGAACAGCAGCCCAGUGCUUGGAGCACUACGAAUUUCUCCUGGACAGAACUGCCCAAAGAGACAAUGAAGAGGAAACGACAGACGAUCCACGAAAACUUAAACCUGGAGAAAUAGAUCCAAAUCCAGAGACAAAGCCAGCACGGCCUGAUCCAAUUGAUAUGGAUGAGGAUGAACUUGAGAUGCUUUCUGAAGCUAGAGCCCGCCUGGCUAAUACGCAGGGGAAGAAGGCCAAGAGGAAAGCAAGAGAGAAACAGUUGGAAGAAGCAAGGCGUCUUGCUGCCCUCCAGAAACGAAGAGAACUUCGAGCAGCUGGCAUAGAAAUUCAGAAAAAAAGAAAAAGGAAGAGAGGAGUCGAUUAUAAUGCCGAAAUCCCCUUUGAAAAGAAGCCUGCCCUUGGUUUUUAUGACACUUCUGAGGAAAACUACCAGGCCUUGGAUGCAGAUUUCAGGAAAUUAAGACAGCAGGACCUUGAUGGAGAGCUGAGAUCCGAAAAAGAAGGAAGAGAUAGAAAAAAAGACAAACAGCAUUUGAAACGGAAAAAGGAAUCUGAUUUACCAUCAGCUAUUCUCCAAACCAGUGGUGUUUCUGAAUUUACUAAAAAGAGAAGCAAACUAGUGCUUCCUGCUCCUCAGAUUUCAGAUGCGGAGCUCCAGGAAGUGGUGAAAGUGGGCCAAGCCAGUGAAAUAGCCCGGCAGACUGCCGAGGAGUCGGGCAUCACAAACUCCGCUUCCAGUACUCUCCUGUCUGAGUACAACGUCACCAACAACAGCAUUGCCCUUCGGACACCCCGGACACCGGCUUCCCAGGACAGAAUCCUGCAGGAAGCCCAGAACCUCAUGGCCUUGACCAAUGUGGACACCCCAUUAAAAGGAGGACUCAACACCCCAUUGCAUGAGAGCGAUUUCUCAGGUGUGACUCCACAGCGGCAAGUUGUUCAGACCCCAAACACAGUUCUCUCUACCCCAUUCAGGACUCCUUCUAAUGGAACAGAAGGGCUGACUCCCCGGAGUGGAACAACCCCCAAGCCAGUGGUUAACUCUACCCCUGGCAGAACUCCACUUAGAGAUAAAUUAAACAUUAAUCCUGAGGACGGGAUGGCAGACUACAGUGAUCCCUCUUAUGUGAAGCAGAUGGAAAGAGAAUCUCGUGAACAUCUCCGUUUAGGGUUGAUGGGCCUUCCUGCCCCCAAGAACGAUUUUGAAAUUGUUCUGCCAGAAAAUGCUGAGAAGGAACUGGAAGAACGUGAAGUGGAUGAUACGUACAUUGAAGACGCUGCUGAUGUGGACGCUCGCAAGCAGGCCAUACGUGAGGCAGAGCGUGUAAAGGAGAUGAAACGAAUGCACAAAGCUGUCCAGAAAGAUUUGCCAAGACCUUCUGAAGUAAAUGAAACUAUUCUAAGACCGUUAAAUGUAGAACCACCUCUAACAGAUUUACAGAAAAGUGAAGAAUUAAUAAAAAAAGAAAUGAUUACAAUGCUUCAUUAUGACCUUCUACAUCACCCCUACGAACCUGCUGGAAAUAAGAAAGGAAAAACUGUAGGAUUUGGUACCAAUAACUCAGAGCACAUCACCUAUCUGGAACAUAAUCCUUAUGAAAAGUUCUCUAAAGAAGAGCUGAAGAAGGCCCAGGACAUUCUGGUGCAGGAGAUGGAAGUGGUCAAACAAGGAAUGAGUCACGGAGAACUCUCCAGUGAAGCCUAUAACCAGGUGUGGGAAGAAUGCUACAGUCAAGUUUUGUAUCUUCCUGGACAGAGCCGCUAUACACGGGCCAACCUAGCUAGCAAAAAGGACAGGAUUGAAUCGCUUGAAAAGAGGCUGGAGAUAAAUAGGGGUCACAUGACGACAGAAGCCAAGAGGGCGGCUAAGAUGGAAAAAAAGAUGAAAAUUUUGCUUGGAGGCUACCAGUCCCGUGCCAUGGGGCUCAUGAAGCAGCUGAAUGACCUAUGGGACCAAAUUGAGCAGGCGCACUUGGAGCUGCGCACUUUUGAAGAACUCAAGAAACAUGAAGAUUCUGCCAUUCCCCGGAGGCUGGAGUGUCUAAAAGAAGAUGUGCAGAGACAACAGGAAAGAGAAAAGGAGCUUCAGCAGAGAUAUGCUGAUUUGCUGCUGGAGAAGGAGACUUUAGAGUCAAAAUUUUGAAGCGCAGAAUCCAUCCUGUUACAGGGCAAAUUAGCUGCUGAGUUUCCUCACUCGACUGAUGCUGAUGGUUAUCUUUGUGACAAAUCGACUCACUGUCUGUGGCUUUUGGUUAUUUUAAAUGGUCUUGAUCAUAUACAUCCUGUUAGUUGUUAAAGACAUCUAACUCCAAAGGACACAUGAGGUUUAAAUUAUUAAGACGAUCAUUUUUUCACCAGUGUCGUAUUUGCAAGAUUUUUUUAGGUUUGGUCUUUAAUUAAAAAGCUUGACUCUAAAGUACUGCCUGUGAGUAAACCCUUGAAUAAAAACAAAAUAUAACAAUUACGGAUGUAGCCUUUUGUUUGUAGAUGCUUAGAUGCCCACAAACCAGGCCCUGUGUGCUCUGUUGCUUAAUGAGUCACCCGGGGUGGUGGUGAGAUGGUUGGUGUCUGGAGACUGCUGUGGCUUUGGCACAGAGCAGCUAUCUCUGCACUGACUCAGGAAAGAGUCACUUUGUGAGACCUCGGAUUUAUCUUCAGUGUCACUUUAGGAAGGGCCUCUUCUCUGCUGGCUACUUACGCAGUUUAUGGAUUGUGACUUACGAGUUUUAGUAUUUCUUGAGUUGUUAUUUUCUUGUGAGCACUUUUUGACAGCUUUGAAAAGUCUUUCAACAAGGCAGUCAAACUUCUUAGUUCUACAAAUCAGUUACACAAGUACAGUAUUUGGAAAAUGAGUGGAAGUGGAGAAAUUAGUUUUAUAACAGUUCUAUAAAAGUACCAUGUUAGUUGCUUCCAGGCUCAUAACGGGCUAACGAUGUGUUGGACUGACCAAAAGAGUUUGACUGGUUUCGAAAUGUUAGAGACCAUGGCGGGGAGGAGGGGUGCACUCAUUCCCACACCAGUAUUGAUUGGGUAGAUACACUAUGCCAGAGUCUUAGAGACAGGACGGCGAAGCAAAUAGGCUUCCUGCCUGCUUUGUAGGGUUUUCGGUCUGUUGAGAGCGACAGUUGAACUCCAAACAGUGUUAGAGAUGAGUUCAUUAAGACAGAACCCUAUGAGAACGUUCUAAGCAAAGGAAUGCAGCAUCCAGUUGGUUCUAGUGAUUUCUCCUUGUUUUUCAGGGAAUACACUGAUAGCAUCUUGUGAUGGUGUUUCUUCUAAUAGUUUUUCACUGCAUGUUUUAUUGACUUACAUUUGGUAUCAUGUUAGAUAAUGCUGGUAGUAGAUUCUUGUUUUGUGGUUUUAAUGGGAAUAUCCACUGUGUUUUACUUUUAAAUUGGCUAUUCUGAGUUACCUAGAAAGGUAGUAUUCUCUGUUUUUUUUUUUUUUUUUGUUGUUGUUGAGUUUGAAUUAGAAGUGCUCCAGAAUCUUGUCGAGUAUACCUUUAGGAAAUGUUACAGUUUUUCCUGGUUGAUGUGUUGGUGACUUACAGUAAUAGAUUUUCUGAUGUUAAACAAUCUCUGUACUUCUGGACCCAGUUAUGUUCUUUUUUUAAAAAUUACAUUUACUAUUUUUUUUUUGCAUUUUAUGUAGACUUCUCUAGUCUUAAAAUAGUUGAACUACUACUAAUAAAGACUCAGUUUGCAAACUCUCAGAAUUGAAAUAACAUGCAUACUUAUACCUAAAGAAAUUCACCACAAUUUUAGCUUUAAAGUAGAGUCUCAGUGCAUUGUAAACUGCUUAAGCUUUUGUCACACUGCAAUGCCACUAUCCCUGGCAGACUCACAUGCCUCAUCCCUUGCAGGUGUCCUGGAGGGCCCGGGCCCCUCCCUAGCACCAGCCUGACCUGUGUGGGACUGUUCCAGCCCACCUGGGAGGUGCUCAGUACAGGAGGUAUUGGUUCUGAAAGCCGUAUUCAAGUCCCGGUGACUUUAGGGUGGAAAGUAAACCUGAGCAAGCAAAACGAGAUUAUGCUGAAAUACUACCAAAUAAAAUCAAAGGAAAUAUAUUUUGGUCGCUGCAGACUUGCGCUGUCCAGCAUGCGGCCUCGCUAGGCAUCACGAGUCCUUGAGCGUGACCGCCUGCUGGUGUCGCAGGAUUAUUUGGCUUGUUUGUCUUCAUGUUAUGUAGACGUUUACAUUUUCACAUGAGCAGAGGAAUCUUUGGGGCUGUUGUACAAAUUGUAACAUUGGGAUUUUGCUGGCUCCACAAAGGAAAUGGAAUGGCUGUAUUUUUCUGUGCACUAAGCAGUUAUUGCAUGGUGGGGGUGGUUUGUUCCAUGGAAGACUGAAAGACUGCUUGUAAAACGUCCACAUUUAGAGCUCUGUUUGGAAAUGAUUUCUUGAUAAUUGUCAGCUUCUUUCAUGACUUAACCGUUUUUAAAUGUAAGCAACUGUAAGAUUUUCUGUUUUAAAAUAUAUUUCUCAUUUUAUUAUUUACUAAGUUUAUGUAAUCUAUAUUCUAGAAGAAUUUUUAUCUUGUUGAAAUUUAAUAAUUUUAUUGGGUAAUGGAAAAUAUUAGUAGAGAUUUCCAGUUUUGUCACUUUUGAGACAUUUACUUUGUCCUAGUUCUAUUUUUUACUUUUUAUUUGAUUAGUCUUAAAGCUUUUUCCCAUCUGAAAACUAGUAUCUUAUCUGUUACGAUUCUUUUUAUGUGGUUUAAAAUAAUUUCUCAUUUUAUAGUUAUUUUCUUCAGAUUUUUUUCUCAUUUUUGAGUGUGAUUGCUUAUUUUUCACUGAUACACAAAUGCCUAUGUUGAAGGCUUUUAAGUUACCUCUAAGUUAAAAAAUGUCAACAUCCCAGCCAUUUUGAUGUGUAGAAACCGUGUUUUCUAAAUAGUUUAUCAUUAACAUUUUAUUUCAACAAUUAAGAAUAUUUAAAAAUUUCUCUGGGUUUUUAAUUUUUUUUUUUUUUUUUUUUUUUUUGCUGCUGGGCACAGACCUAUAAUCCCAGCACUUGGGAGGCUGAGUCAGGAGGAUCACUGUGAGUUUGAGGCCAGCCUGGGCUACAUAAGAGAGUUCAAGGCCAGCCUGGGCUAUGCAGCAAGAUGCUGUCUCAGAAUAUAAAAGGGAGCUGGGGAUUUAGCUCAGCAGCACAAGUGCCUGCCUGACAACUGCAAGGUUGAGUUUGAUCCCUGGUACCAAAAAAGAAAAGAAAAAAAAAUUUUUUUUUUUUUUUUUCGCUACCUAUAGGAUUUUUAUGUUGUGGAAAGAAAAUACAAUUUAUGUAAUUUUUGCUUUUUAUAAUCUAUUGAGGUUUUGGGACCUAACAUCUUUAUUUGCUUUUUUCUCUUGUUUUGGGAGUUUUAAAACAUGGUCUUGCUCUGUAGUAGCCCAGGCUGGCCUUAAACUCACAGUGAUCCUUCUGUCUCAGCCUCCCAGGUGGUGGGAUUACAGGCCUGUGCAACCAUGUAUGGUGGGACCUAAGAUCUUUAAAAUGUGUUCCAUGGGUGUUUAAAAUGAAAAUUUAUUCAAUUUGCAUAUGACAGGUGCAGAUGUAUGAUUACCAUUCAAUUUAAUUUCAUUGUGCAAAUUUAAUUGUAUUGAUUCUAAACUAUAGAAUAGUGUUAAUUUUAAAUUCUGUUACAGUUCUCUCAUUUUCAUUUGUAUAGAGCUUUUGCUUUGUAAUUUUUUGGUACUGUUUUUAUUUUUUAUGGUACUGGGAAUCAGACUUACAACCUCGCACUUGCCAGGCAGGUGCUGUGCUGUUGAGCUAAAUCCCUGACUGCUGUUACUUAAUACACUGUAUAGUUCUUACAUCUGUUAUGUACAGUUCAUAAGAAAGAGUACUCUUAAGUUGCUUUUGUUUUUGUGGUGCUGGGGACUAAAUUGGGGGGUACUCUACUCCUGAGCUACAUCUCCACCUCUUUUUAUUUUGUGUUUUGAAACAAGGUCUUGGUAAGUUGCCCAGACUAACCUCAACCUUGAAGUGUAAUCCUCCUGCCUCAGCUUUUUGUGUAAUAGCGUGUAUGUGCCACUGCCUGGCAACUAUAUUGGGUUUUAUAUUUUGACACAUUUGGAGAGUUUCGUAUCUGAAUAGGAUCUAAUCCUUUGGGUUUUAUAUUAAUUACUGACUUUAGUCUGCUGUGAUCAUGCUGUAUUCCUCAGGGUCUUCUGGUGCUGUGGCAUGAGCGUGUCCCCAAAAUUCUCUGUUGGGGACCUGAGUUCCCACUGCAGCACUGUUGAGGUGGGACCCCUAAGGGGAGUUCACGCUGCUCUAGGGUGUAAACAGUUAUCAUCCAAGGAGUAGGCGUGGUGGCAGGAGAGGUUGGGCCUCUCUUCCUGCACACAGGCUCCCGUGCCCUCCACCUCCACCGUGGGAUGACCAGCAGGAACGCCUUGGCCAGAUGUGGCCCUUUGGACUUUGGACUUCCUGGCCUCCAAAACUGUAGGAAGUAACUUUCUGUUCUUUAUAAAUGAUUCCGUGUCAGGUAUUCUGUUAGAGCAGCACAAGGGAGGGCAAAAAGGGAUUUUGGAGCAGGCCAUUGAUUUUUGGUUGCCAUUGUUUUGGUAGUUUUGUGAUUUUGUAGUGAUUUUGUGAUUUUGGGAUUGUCAUUCAUUGUUUUACAAAAAUCACACCAAGGCCACUGUUUUCUUAACUUGUAAGAAUGCAGCAGUUGGCCAGGGAUUUAGCUCAGCGGCAUAAGCGCCCGCCUGGCAAGUGCAUAGUUGUGAGUUCGAUCCCCAGUACAAAAAAAAAAAUUACAGCAGUUAUCUGCACUGAUUUUAAUUCUAGUAAUAGCACGUGUGUGCCUGUUUGAGGGUUGUUUCAUGUGUUUCUGGGGAGCCUCUAGGAUGUGUACCCCGUUUCAUUUGUUCCCGGCUGUAUUCUUCAUCUGGGUGUUGUCCCUGGUGGCUGGUCCCAGUUGGGGUCCACUUUCCAUUUGCCUGGCCUCCUGGGUUUGGGUUACUUGUCAGAAGUGUUUGCUUGGUUCCUUAUUCUUUCUCAGCCUGCAUUAUUUCUUUGCAGGCUCCUUUAUUCCACAUUGUGGUCAGAUAUAAGGCCAACGCAGGGUAUUCAGAAAAUAGUAUCUGUUUUAAAAACUUCAUUUUCAUCAUUAAUGGGUGUGUUUUAUAAAGUCAGAUUCUGGGCAGACAGUGACCGCUAGUGUUUUGGGAGUUUGGGUUUUCUUUGUUUGGAUUUCUUGGGUUGGUUUUUACUCUUCAUAAAGUAGCAACCAAAAGCCCUUGGAUAACAUCAGUGGCAUAACUGGGUGACAAGACCCCACCGAACUCCAGAAUGUGAGGAGUGGGGAUAAACCAUCAGCGGGCACAAGACCUGUGUGUUACUGGCAUCAGCAGGGAGGCAGAGAGAAGGGUUGGACCCGAAGUGGCCAGCAGCGCUUGUGAGAAGAGUGGACCCAGUUGAGAACGGGUGGAAGCGGGUGUUUUGCCUACUCCAACAGCAGUGAGUGAAGGGAGCACGUGUUUGGAGACAGGUUAGCUGCCCUGUCCACUUAGUGGGUUGGUGUUCUUUUUUUCCCCUUAAAGAUAGAAUUAAAUAUUCAGAAGUUUAGCUCUGUCUCAGUUUGAUACUUUUUCUUUGAAAAAACUAAAGGAUGGAUAUGAAAGCACAUUGACUUGUUUCGUUUGCCAUGCAGAACUGUGGGGUCCAGCGUGGCAGACGCUGGCUGGGUGUCACUGUGGACUUGACACAGGGCUAGCUCAAACCGAGAUGUGCUGUUAACUGUAAAAUACUCGAUUUUGAAGAUGACAUGGAUGAAAAUGUAAAUAGCUCAUUUUUUAAACGUUGCUUAAUGUUGAAAUGAGUAUUUUGGGUGUAUGGCCAAAUAAAAACUAUUAAAGUUCA